Xenopus laevis (African clawed frog) is the source of this 3468-nucleotide messenger RNA. RefSeq names its product aldehyde dehydrogenase 1 family member L1 L homeolog (gene aldh1l1.L). The coding region runs from base 176 to 2884 and encodes 902 amino acids. Gene Ontology annotation, molecular function: oxidoreductase activity; catalytic activity; formyltetrahydrofolate dehydrogenase activity. The transcript is spliced from 23 exons. The record is from RefSeq and is a predicted model, not a curated record. Gene Ontology annotation, biological process: 10-formyltetrahydrofolate catabolic process; one-carbon metabolic process. NCBI's taxonomy places the organism in Eukaryota, Metazoa, Chordata, Amphibia, Anura, Pipidae. Gene Ontology annotation, cellular component: cytosol; cytoplasm.
UGCUGCAAAUUUUCACAUUUCCAGUACAACCCUGUCCAUAGAUCUCACUGACUCCUCCUCUGCCUCCCCCACCUCCUUGUGCAAGAAGGAAUAACACUCACAGCACCCUCCCUGCUCAGUGGCCGCACAGCACCCAGUUGUCUCCUCUCGCCAGGUACUCACGUGACCCGGGACCAUGAAGAUUGCAGUGAUUGGUCAAAGUCUGUUUGGCAGAGAAGUUUACAGGGAGUUGCUGAAAGAAGGACACCAGGUGGUUGGAGUGUUCACCAUCCCAGACAAAAAUGGCAAAGCAGAUCCUCUUGGUGCUGAUGCUGAGAAGGAUGGAAUACCCGUUUUCAAGUUCCCACGUUGGAGGGUAAAAGGUCAGGCCAUUCCGGAGGUAGUAGAAAAAUAUAAGGCACUAGAGGCUGAGCUCAACGUCCUUCCUUUCUGCUCCCAAUUCAUUCCAAUGGAAGUCAUUGACUGCCCUAAACAUGGCUCCAUCAUCUAUCAUCCAUCUAUUCUUCCCAGGCACAGAGGGGCCUCUGCAAUCAACUGGACCCUAAUGCAAGGCGACAAGAUUGGGGGCUUCACUGUAUUCUGGGCUGACGAUGGACUUGACACAGGAGACAUCUUGCUACAGAGACAAUGCGAGGUCCUCCCUGAUGAUAUGGUGAACACAAUUUACAACAGGUUCCUCUUCCCCGAAGGAGUGAAAGGAAUGGUGGAAGCUGUGCGCCUCAUUGCAGAGGGUAAUGCCCCGAGGAUAAAGCAGCCAACUGAAGGAGCCACGUAUGAUCCCAUGCAGAAGAAAGAGAAUGCCAAGAUUAACUGGGACCAGCCAGCAGAAGACAUCCACAACUUCAUCAGAGGGAAUGAUAAGGUGCCAGGAGCUUGGACAGUCGUGGAUGAUCAGCAACUGACCUUCUUUGGCUCAUCAUUUACACGUAAUGGCCCAGCUCCUGAUGGACAGCCACUGGAGAUUCCGGGAGCUUCUAGGCCGGCCUUGGUCACCAAAACUGGACUAGUACUUUUUGGGAAUGAUGGCGAGAGGUUAACAGUAAAGAAUAUCCAGUUUGAAGAUGGUAAGAUGAUUCCAGCAUCUCAGUAUUUUAAAACUGCUGACAGUGCUGCCCUGCAGCUAUCGGAGGAGGAGCAGAAGGUGUCAGAAGAAAUCCGGGCGGCAUGGAGACGAAUCCUCACCAAUGUCUCUGAGAUUGAAGACUCCACAGACUUUUUCAAAGCCGGAGCUGCCUCCAUGGAUGUUGUGAGGCUGGUGGAAGAGGUGAAGUUGAAAUGCAAUGGGCUGCAGCUGCAAAACGAGGAUGUCUACAUGGCGACCAAGUUUGAGGAGUUCAUACAGAUGGUGGUGAGGCGGAUGAGAGGAGAGGAUGGAGAAGAGGAACUGGUUAUAGAUUAUGUGGAGAAGGAAAUCAACAACAUGACUGUCAAAAUACCUCAUCAGCUUUUCAUAAAUGGACAGUUUAUGGAUGCAGAAGGAGGGAAGUCCUAUGACACAAUCAAUCCUACAGAUGGGACGGCAAUUUGCAAAGUGUCUUUGGCCCAGAUUUCUGAUAUAGACAGAGCUGUUGCCGCAGCCAAGGAAGCCUUUGAAAAUGGAGAAUGGGGGAAAAUGAAUCCAAGGGACAGAGGCCGUUUACUAUACAGACUGGCAGAUCUAAUGGAAGAGCACCAAGAAGAGCUAGCUACCAUUGAAUCUAUAGACUCUGGCGCUGUCUAUACCUUGGCCUUGAAGACUCAUGUAGGGAUGUCUAUCCAGACUUUUAGAUACUUUGCUGGCUGGUGUGAUAAAAUCCAGGGUAGAACCAUUCCAAUUAAUCAGGCUCGUCCGAACCGCAAUCUGACAUUCACCAGGAGAGAACCCAUCGGUGUCUGCGGGAUUGUGAUACCAUGGAACUACCCCUUAAUGAUGCUGGCAUGGAAAACAGCAGCUUGCCUUACUGCUGGCAACACAGUGGUACUGAAACCUGCUCAGGUGACCCCACUGACUGCACUUAAGUUUGCAGAAUUGUCAGUUAAAGCAGGAAUUCCCAAAGGAGUCAUAAAUAUCCUGCCAGGAGCUGGUUCUCUGAUCGGCCAGCGUCUCUCUGACCACCCUGAUGUCAGGAAAAUUGGUUUCACCGGCUCCACUCCCAUAGGAAAACAGAUCAUGAAAAGCUGUGCAGUGAGCAAUGUGAAGAAGGUAUCCCUGGAGUUGGGUGGCAAAUCUCCUCUGAUCAUUUUCCAUGAUUGUGAUCUAGACAAGGCAGUCCGCAUGGGGAUGAGCUCUGUGUUUUUCAAUAAGGGGGAGAACUGCAUUGCAGCUGGCCGACUUUUCCUAGAAGAAUCCAUCCAUGAUGAGUUUGUGAAGAGAGUGGUUGAAGAAGUGAAGAAAAUGAAGAUUGGGGACCCACUGGACAGAUCCACAGAUCACGGACCACAGAACCACAAAGCUCACCUGGAUAAACUGAUUGAAUACUGUCAGACAGGAGUGAAGGAGGGGGGCAAGCUGGUGUAUGGGGGGAAGCAGGUAGAGAGGCCAGGGUUUUUCUUUGAGCCGACCAUAUUUACGGAUGUCACAGAUGAGAUGUUUAUCGCAAAAGAGGAAUCAUUUGGCCCUGUAAUGAUCAUAUCCAAGUUUAAUGAUGGGGACAUUGAUGGGGUUCUUAAGCGAGCCAAUGACAGCGAGUUUGGCCUUGCCUCAGGAGUAUUCACCAAGGACAUCAACAAAGCUCUCUAUGUCAGCGAGAAGCUUCAGGCCGGAACUGUGUUUGUAAAUACCUACAACAAAACCGAUGUAGCUGCACCCUUUGGGGGUUUCAAACAGUCUGGAUUUGGAAAGGACUUGGGUGAGGAGGCACUGAAUGAAUACUUAAAGACAAAAGCUGUCACCAUUGAAUACUGAGGAGAUUUGCAGCCAAUCAUUCUAGUAAAUGAAGAUGAGCUUGUGCCAAUAAUGCCCGAAAUCAAUAGAGAAUGGAUAUUAGGUCCUCUCUGUAAUUGCAUUUACAAAACCUGCAAUGAUCUCCAUUGUAUUAGAAGUCCUAAGCAAAGACAUUGAGGUGUCCCCAUGGGAAAGAUGGGUGCUAAGGAGAAAUCAUUUAUGGUGUGCCACUCACAGCUUCCUGGCAUAUGUAUGUUAGGAAAACUGUCAAUCACUGGAGCGGAGGUGGCACUGGGAUAUGUCGAGUAAAGUUCUAAGCCUUAUCAAUCUUAUCAGUGAAGAUGUGUCCUAUGUGCUCUGAUAUCAGCAAAUCCUUCUCUGCUGGUUGAGGUUACAGAUGUAAAGCAACGUGCUGUAAGGAACUAUUUUGUAACUCUACAGAAUACUUCCAUUUGCGAGCAGAUGAUUAUUGACUGCCCUGCUACACUAUGUAUAUAUAAAUAGAAAAAAUGCCUAGAUUUUCAGAUCUCUUCCAGAUUUGCCCUCAGUUGUACAGUGCUUUGGAAUAUGGGGUGCUUUAUAAAUAAAAAUUAAUUGUAAUCAAA